Molecule: messenger RNA, 1745 nt
Organism: Oncorhynchus mykiss (rainbow trout)
Lineage: Eukaryota; Metazoa; Chordata; Actinopteri; Salmoniformes; Salmonidae
Source: RefSeq, a predicted model, not a curated record
CCAUCAAGCCUUGUCAUCAUCCAUCUAUUUAUAUCUGUGGGCUGACUUUGAUAGAUAAUGAAUCUUACUCGGGGUAUAGUAGGUUCCUUCCCACUCAUACCUUGUACCUGAGGUACUAGCUGUAGAAAGCGGAAUGAGACUCUUCUCUGUUUCCUGUCCAAACAUAAAAACUGAUGUUUUGAACUAAUUUUUGAUUAACAAAUUUCAGUAAAGGUUUCAUUUCUCCAAAAAAAAGAAGCAACCGUAUCAAGCCAAUAUUUUAUUGGCAGAAUCCAGUAACUCUGACUUACUUACAAUGUCUUCUUUAAACAUUUUUGAACUAUGGUAAGCCAGAGGACACACUUGUAAGAUGGUAGUCAGCCAAUAAAAUCUCUCGUUUCAGUGUUCCCUCCCACUGUAUGACGGCUACAUGUAAAGUGUCAUCAUAUAUAAGGUGCCCCACUGUCAGACCCACACACUAUGCAGUGCAGAAGUGACUGAUGUACAAAUGAUGGUCAGACACUUAUUUUUGUUUUACAUAAACUUGGGUAAGUGUAAGACGUUUUAAUUGAGUUCCUUUUUUAAUCAUUUGAAGUAUGUCGUUUUAAUAGAAAUGGUUGAUCCAUGUCUUUGUCUUUGAUCCAUUUUGUUUGUUUGCUUUGACAGUUUGUGCUUUUACCAAACCAAACGUAAUCCAACCAACCCCUGUGAUGGUUACUGAGCCGGGAGGCUCUGUGACUCUCACUUGCUUUUGUCCUGAUGUGUCGGUGACCAGUUUUGAUUGGUUCAAGCAGAGUGUUGGACAGAAACCCCUUCACAUGGCGUCAUCACCAUAUAUUGGCCAAGAUAGUUUUUAUUCCAACAAUUUUAUCAAGGACUUUACUCAGACCAAGCGUUUGGGUGUGAGGAGAGGACUCUACACCUGUAACCUGACCAUUUCCAAGGCACAGCCAGGGGACUCAGCUACAUACUAUUGUUCCACUAGAGUCAUCUAUGAGCUCACUAUUGGAGAGGGAACUGUUUUAUUUGUCAAAGACUCAGAGUCCAACAGCAUGUCUGUGCUCCAGCAGCCUGUGUCUGAGUCAGUCCAGCCAGGAGACUCUGUGACUCUGAACUGUACAAUACACACUAAGACCUGUGCAGGAGAACGCAGUGUCCUUUGGUUCAGACAUGGCUCAGGAGAAUCCCGUCCAGGAAUGAUUUACACCCAUGGAAACAGGAGUGAUCAGUGUGAGAAGAUCUCUGAGGCUGGGUCUCCUACACAGAGAUGUGUCUACAACCUCCCCAAGAGGAACCUCAGUUUCUCUGAUGCUGGGACUUACUACUGUGCUGUGGCCUCAUGUGGGGAGAUACUGUUUGGAGACGGGACCAAGCUGGACCUUCAAGUUCCAGAGCAUCAUCCUCCAUUUGAUCUGAGUCCUACUGUUCUGUCAUUGGUCGUCUCCAACAUCGUUCUGGGGAUAGUGACCCUUCUACUUGUCUGGGCGCUGUGCAAGACUCAGAACAGAGAUAGCAGAGGGAGGACUGAUGUCCCAACGUCCCAGGGCAAUCAGAAUCAAGACAGUGACGUGCUGAACUAUGCAGCUGUCAGUUUCACCCCCAAGAAGAAGUCCUCUAGAACAGCGAUAAAGAAGACCAGCAGAGAGGAUGCAGUGUACUCAGAUGUCAGAUACCUUCAGCAGCAGUGAAAUAUAUCACCACUGUCACAAAGACUCCAAGAAGAACCAUUUUACUAUUUGUAGCAUAAUUGAACUGCUUUUAGUAAC